Molecule: messenger RNA, 1086 nt
Organism: Necator americanus (New World hookworm)
Lineage: Eukaryota; Metazoa; Nematoda; Chromadorea; Rhabditida; Ancylostomatidae
Exons: 11
Coding region: 1-1086 (361 amino acids)
Molecular function (GO): protein binding
Source: RefSeq, a predicted model, not a curated record
AUGCUACGUCGAUACAGUUCACGUAAUUUGGAAACGAUCCCAAUACAAUCAAAGGUCCUUACCAUUGGGACCGAAAAAUGUGACGUCAAGCUUAAUGCAAAAGGAGUACAUCCCAUCCACGCAUCUAUCGAACAAAGUCCAACAUCUGGUUCUUUUUGGCUAAGAGAUCAUUCAUUGGCUGGACAUACUUCUGUUAACGGACAUACAGUGAACGGACAGGUGGAGCUACGCAACGGAGAUCUAGUCCGUAUCGGUCGUGCUCAACCGUACGUAUUUGAGAAGAGGAACAUUCUGCCUUUAGUAAACGGGAAUAUGCCGAGCGAAGAACGUAUCGCAAAUGGCAGCCUAGGUGACGGUCUACCAAUACUAGGAAAGCGUAUCUCACCAUUGCCACAUCAAUCGAAGGUUAACACUAGGAGAGCGGUGACAGCAGUGACAAAAACGAAACGAAGUGCAACAGUUGGUUCCAAACCGACAGGAAAAGGAAUUGAGCUAAAAGAAGAGAUCCGUGCUAUAUCUCCUCCGUCAUCGAUUGAAACUGCUUCUGAAUGUUCAACACGUUCAGGACUCAAACAAACCAUUCAUACUCGCGGUUCCGUUGGUAACCACCUACUUCAACGGGUAGUUCGACUCCAAGACGAAGUUGCUAGGAAAAAUGCUGAGAUUGAAGAGCUGCGAAGGAAUCGAUGCACUUGUCAGGAUAUUCCCCCGUCACCUAUUCGACAAAGCUAUUUUCAUUUCGCAAGAUCACCACUUCCACCGGUGGGAAACUCAUAUUUCGGGAGAAACUUCGAGCUGGAAGCCUAUCGAACUUUUAUGGGAACAGUGGCAGCGAAAAUACGAUCUUUUAAUAAUUAUAUCCUUCGAAGUCGAAACGCAAACUACUCGGACGUUUUCUCAGCCUUCUACAACAUCACUAACGAGUCAUUUUCUCAACAGAUGCUUGAAAUCGAGAGAGAAUGCGACUUUGACCUGGAGAGAAAAGGUUUCAGCCCAAUUCAACGAACACAGUUGGCAGAAUUUUUUCGAAGCGAUAGAAGAGAAUGUAUCUCGGUAAGGAAUUGGGCCUUCCAGAUCCGUUUGUGA